AUGCCCAUUGUUCUUCCUCUUAUUCUUCUCCUCUGCUUCUUCACCCACUGCACACUCUGUUUCUCUGCUUCAAAACCACAAACACUCAUUCUACCUCUCAAAACAGAGACACUUCCACAUGGGUUUGCCCCACAUUCAACAAACAAGCUCUCUUUCCACCACAACGUCACCUUAACAAUCCAACUUUCCGUAGGCUCGCCUCCACAGAAGGUUACCAUGGUCCUCGACACAGGCAGUGAGCUCUCUUGGCUCCACUGCAAGAAAGCCCCAAACUUGAACUCUGUUUUCAACCCACUCGCCUCUAAAUCUUAUUCUCCCAUACCUUGCUCGUCGCCCGUUUGCCGGACCCGAACCCGAGACUUCUCCAUACCCGUUUCCUGCGACCCCAAAAAGCUCUGCCACGCCACUCUCUCCUACGCCGAUGCUUCUUCCAUUGAAGGCAACCUCGCAUCCGAAACUUUCGGUCUCGGGCUGUCCACGCAACCCGGUACGAUAUUCGGGUGCAUGGAUUCCGGGUUCAGUUCCAACUCGGAGGAAGAUGCCAAGACCACCGGGUUAAUGGGUAUGAACCGCGGGUCGUUAUCCUUCGUUACCCAAAUGGGGCUCCCGAAAUUUUCGUACUGUAUAUCGGGUCGUGACUCGUCCGGUGUUCUACUUUUCGGGGAAGCGAAAUUCGCUUGGCUCCGUCCCUUGAACUACACCCCUUUGGUCCAAAUAUCCACCCCAUUGCCGUACUUCGACCGAGUCGCUUACACCGUCCAGCUCGAGGGGAUCAGAGUUUCCGGAAAAGUGUUACCGCUCCCAAAAUCGGUUUUCGUACCGGACCAUACCGGGGCGGGUCAGACUAUGGUCGACUCCGGAACCCAAUUCACGUUCCUACUCGGUCCGGUUUACACAGCACUAAAAAACGAGUUCAUUCAGCAAACCAAACCGGUUUUGAGAGUUUUGAACGACCCGAAUUUCGUUUUCCAAGGAGCCAUGGAUUUGUGCUACCAAGUCCCGAUGAACCGGCCGAGUCUUCCCCAGCUGCCAACGGUGACCUUAAUGUUUCAGGGGGCCGAGAUGAGCGUAUCGGGCGAGAGGCUGUUGUAUCGGGUACCGGGAAUGAUGAGGGGCAGUGAUUCGGUGUACUGCUUCACAUUCGGAAACUCUGACUUGCUAGGCAUCGAGGCGUUCGUGAUUGGACAUCACCAUCAGCAAAACGUGUGGAUGGAGUUUGACUUGGAGAAGUCCAGAGUGGGAGUGGCUGAGGUUAGGUGUGAUCUUGCAAGUCAAAGACUUGGGUUGGGGGUCUAG
Prunus armeniaca (apricot) is the source of this 1296-nucleotide messenger RNA. The record is from the annotation of a GenBank genome assembly. NCBI's taxonomy places the organism in Eukaryota, Viridiplantae, Streptophyta, Magnoliopsida, Rosales, Rosaceae.